Cordyceps fumosorosea ARSEF 2679 is the source of this 1500-nucleotide messenger RNA. RefSeq names its product Hrf1. The transcript has 7 exons. NCBI's taxonomy places the organism in Eukaryota, Fungi, Ascomycota, Sordariomycetes, Hypocreales, Cordycipitaceae. Gene Ontology annotation, cellular component: endoplasmic reticulum-Golgi intermediate compartment; COPII-coated ER to Golgi transport vesicle; endoplasmic reticulum membrane. Bases 1 to 1500 code for a protein of 499 amino acids. Gene Ontology annotation, biological process: endoplasmic reticulum to Golgi vesicle-mediated transport. The record is from RefSeq and is a predicted model, not a curated record.
AUGCAGCGAGCCAACUAUGGGCAGUCGCCGCCCCUGCACCACCCCGUACCCCAGCACGUAUCGACUGUGCCCCAGCUCCGGUCGCCCCCCCCUCCGCCAGGCUCCGCGCAGUCGCAACAAGGCUAUGGCGGCAACCCGUAUCAGCAGCAGGGCGGCGGCACGGGCAACGUGUUUGGCGCCUACGGACAGUUCAUGAACGAUCCUACCGCGCAGGUCGCCGCCCAGUUUGGCCAGACGGCGCUCAAGCACGGCCAGGAAUACGUCGAGCAGAACAUCGGUCGAUAUGUCAACGUAUCGGCUCUGAAGCACUACUUCAACGUCUCAAACUCCUAUGUGAUCAAUAAGCUCUUCCUCGUGCUCUUCCCUUGGCGGCACAAGCCAUGGGCGCGAAAGCAGGCCACGGCGACCAAUGGCCAGGAAGGCUGGUACCUGCCCCCGCGCGAGGAUAUCAACAGCCCCGACAUGUAUAUCCCAGUCAUGGCCAUCGUCACGUUUAUCCUCCUCUCAACUCUUAUUGCCGGUCUUCGAGGCGAUUUCCAACCCGAGCUCCUAGGCUACACUGCAACAAAAGGACUGGUCGUGGUUAUCGUCGAAAUUAUUGCUCUUAAACUUGGAUGCUAUCUUCUCAGCAUCUCCAGCCAGUCUCAGCUUUUCGAUCUGAUUGCCUAUUCCGGCUACAAGUUUGUCGGCAUCAUCGCCACGAUCGCUGUUGCCGAAAUUGUCAAUGGUGGCAAGGGCACCGGCGGUUGGAUCGGCUGGACUGUAUUCCUUUAUACCUUCUUAGCCAACUCCCUCUUCCUGAUGCGGUCUCUGAAAUACGUUCUACUGCCUGAGAACGCUGGCAGCAACGCCAUGCCCUCUCCAAUUGUGGAGGCGACGAUACAGUCGGCCGGCCUCGGCGUCCUCAGCAGCAUCUUAGCGCAGUGCAUCACGGCGUACAGACAAGCGGCGUCAUUGUCGAUUGAUUGGAUCCCCGUCUUCCAGUACCUGCUCUUCAUCAUCGUCAGCACGCCGCCCAACUUCUUAUGGCAAGAGUUCAUCGAGGCUACUUUCCCCUCGCACCCUGAGCCUGCGGCCACCCCCGCCCAGAAGAAGAGCGGCCAGCCCGCAGAGCAACCGCCGCUGUCCACGCGCAACACGGCUAUCAAGUUCCUGCUGGACCAGACCGUCGGCGCCGCCGUCAACACGCUGCUGUACAGCACCUUUACACGAUCGCUGCGCAUGGCGAGCGGCCACGCGCCGCGCGUCACCAGCGUGGCCAAGGCCGUCCGCUACUGGGUCAGCCCAGACGCCGUCUACUUUGGCAGGGUGGACCUCGACGCCGUGUGGGCGGAGGCCAGGGCAGAGUUCUGUCCCCUGAUCCUCGCGGGCUACCGGCUCUGGCCGGCCGUCUCACUCAUCAACUUUACGCUGGUCAAGUCGGUGCAGGGGCGGAACUUGCUCGGCGCGCUGGCCGGAGUCGUAUGGGGUGUCUACAUUUGUUUGUUCUCGUCAAACUGA